AUGUCGCUUGUUGCCGUGCCCUUCUACCAAAAGAGACACAAAAACUUUGACCAGUCAUACCGUAAUAUUCAAACAAGGUACCUUCUGGAUGAAUAUGCAGCGAAAAAGCGCGCUUCCACCCAGACGUCUUCCCAGAAAUCUGUCACUCAGAAGUCGUCCUCGCAGAGAGGGUCCAGCCAGACGGCACAGGAGGGGACCACCUGCAGGUUGUGUGCCAGGAAGGUGAGCACCGUGCUGGAAGAGGACGAGCAGGAAAGGAGGCACAGGUACCAGUCACUGGUGGCUUCCUAUGGGGAGGCCAAGCGAGAGCGUUUCCUCGGCGAGCUGGCCCAGCUGGAGGAGGAGGUGCACCUGGCCCGCACCCAUGCCCGGGACAAGCUGGAGAGAUACGCCCUGCAGCACACGGACAGAUACGGCCUGCAGCACGCGGUGGACGACAGGCUGGCCUGGGAGAGGCACUUCCUUGAGGAGCAGCUGAGCAGAGCCCCCAGGAUCCUGGUGCAGCUCCGGUCGCACACCAUCUGGGAGCAGAUGUCUGUCAAGCUGUGCUUCACCGUGCAGGGCUUCCCAACCCCCGUGGUGCAGUGGUAUAAAGACGGCAGCUUGAUCUGCCAGGCAGAGGAGCCAGGAAAGUACCGGAUUGACAGCAAGUACGGGGUGCACACACUGGAGAUCAACAGGGCGGACUUUGACGAUACUGCGACCUACUCGGCGGUGGCAACAAACGUGCACGGACAGGCGUCCACCAACGCGGCGGUGGUGGUGAGAAGAUUCCGAGGUGACGAGGAACCGUUCUAUUCUGUGGGGCUCCCGAUCCGUUUGCCCCUGUCCUCCGUGAUCCCGUACACGCACUUCGACGUCCAGUUUCUGGAGAAAUUCGGCGUCACCUUCCGGACGGAAGGCGAGACGCUGGCUCUCAAGUGCACGCUGCUGGUGACGCCGGAACUGAAGCGGGUGCAGCCGCAGGCCGAGUGGUACCGGGACGACGUGCUGCUGAAGGAGUCCCAGUGGACAAAGAUGUUCUUCGGGGGAGGCCAGGCCUCGCUGUGCUUCAGCCACCUCAACAAGGACGACGAGGGUCUCUACACCCUGAGGAUCGUGUCCAGGGGAGGGGUCCAUGACCACAGCGCCUUCCUGUUUGUCCGAGACGCUGACCCCCUGGUCACGGGGGCCCCUGGCGCGCCCAUGGACCUGCAGUGCCACGAUGUAAACCGGGAUUAUGUCAUCGUAACUUGGAAGCCACCCAACACGACCAAGGAGAGCCCGGUCAUCGGCUACUUCAUUGAUCGAUGUGAAGUGGGAACUGACAGUUGGGUUCAGUGCAAUGACCGCCCCGUGAAGAUCUGUAAAUACCCCGUAACCGGACUUUUUGAAGGAAAGUCCUACAUAUUCCGCGUGCGGGCUGUCAACAAUGCAGGGAUCAGCCGGCCUUCCAGAGUCUCUGAGGCUGUGGCUGCCCUCGACCCCCUUGACCUCAAACCGUUACAAGCAGUCCACUGGGAGGGAGAUAAAGAGAUCGUAAUCUAUCAGGAGGACCUUGAAGGUGAAGUUCAGGUUCCAGGACCUCCCACCAACGUCCACGCCUCAGAAAUCAGCAGGACGUAUGUCGUCCUCAGCUGGGACCCACCUGCCCCCCGUGGCAAGGAGCCGCUGAUGUAUUUCAUUGAGAAGUCCGUGGUUGGGAGUGGAAGCUGGCAGCGGGUGAACGCACAGAUGGCUGUGAGGUCUCCCCGAUACGCCGUCUUCGAUCUUGCCGAGGGGAAACCAUACGUGUUCCGAGUGUUGUCAGCAAAUAAGCACGGCCUGAGCGACCCGUCAGAAAUCACCGCCCCCGUUCAGGCCCAGGACACCAUCGUGGUCCCCUCAGCCCCCGGCCGCGUCGUCGCCUCCCGGAACACAAGGACGUCAGUGGUGGUGCAGUGGGACCCGCCGAAGCACAAGGAGGACCUGCUCGGCUACUACGUGGACUGCUGCGUGGCCGGGUCCACCGACUGGGAGCCCUGCAACCACAAGCCCAUCGGCUACAACAGGUUCGUGGUGCAUGGCCUAACCACCGGCAAGCAGUACAUCUUCCGAGUUAAAGCCGUUAAUGCUGUUGGGACCAGUGAGAAUUCUCAGGAGUCCGACGUCAUAGAAGUCCAGGCCACCCUCACCGUCCCGUCCCAUCCUUACGGGAUCAACCUUCUGAACUGUGACGGCCACUCCAUGACACUGGGCUGGAAGAUGCCUAAGUUCAGAGGUGACUCACCCAUCCUCGGUUACUACGUAGACAAGAGAGAGGCUCACCACAAAAACUGGCAUGAGGUCAACGUCUCGCCUGUCCAAGAGAGGAUCCUGACGGUGGAGGGCUUGGCAGAAGGCUCACUGUACGAAUUCAGAAUUACCGCCACCAACCUCGUGGGGAUCGGGCAGCCGUCGGACCCCAGCGAGCUCUUCAAGUGCGAGGCCUGGACGGCGCCGGAACCGGGUCCUGCCUACGACCUGACGUUCUGUGAGGUCCGGGACACGUCCCUGGUGCUGCUCUGGAAGGCCCCCGUGUAUUCGGGCAGCAGCCCCGUCUCUGGGUAUUUCGUCGACUAUAAGGAAGAGGAUUCCGGAGAGUGGAUCACCUUCAACGAGGCCCCCACGGCACAUCGCUACCUAAAGGUCUGCAACCUGCACCGAGGAAAAACCUACAUCUUCCGUGUCCGGGCAGUAAAUGAGAGUGGGGUGGGGAAGCCCUCAGACACGUCGGAGAUGGUACUUCUGGAGGCCAGGCCAGGCACCAAGGAGAUCAGCGUGGGCGUGGAUGAAGAAGGCGACAUCUACCUGAGCUUUGACUGCCAGGAGAUGGCGGACACCUCUCACUUCACGUGGUGCAAAUCCUACGAGGACAUUGCGGGUGACGAGAGGUUCAAGAUCGAGACCGUGGGGGACCACUCGAAGCUGUACUUUAAGAAUCUGGAUAAAGUGGACUUAGGGACUUACUCUGUGUCCGUCAGUGACACGGAUGGUGUGUCCUCCAGCUUUGUCUUGGAUGAGGAAGAGCUGAAACGUUUGGUGGCGCUGAGCAAUGAGAUAAAAAAUCCCACAAUUCCUCUGAAGUCAGAAUUAGCUUAUGGGAUUUCUGAUAAGGGCCAGGUCCGCUUCUGGCUGCAGGCUAAGCACUUAUCACCAGACGCCAGCUACCGCUUUAUCAUUAAUGACGGAGAAGUCACUGACAGCGAGACACACAGAAUCAAGUGUGACAAGUCAACUGGCCUUAUCGAGAUGGUGAUAGAUGAGUUUACCAUCAAAAACGAAGGCACCUACACUGUGCAGAUUCACGACGGAAAAGCCAAAAAUCAGUCUUCUCUGGUUCUCAUUGGAGACGCAUUCAAGGCUGUCCUAGAAGAGGCUGAAUUUCAAAGAAAGGAAUUUCUCAGGAAACAAGGCCCUCAUUUCGCUGAGUAUCUGCACUGGGAUGUUACAGAAGACUGUGAAGUCCGGCUGGUCUGUAAGGUUGCAAACACCAAGAAGGAAACUGUCUUCAAAUGGCUAAAGGACGAUGCUCUGUAUGAACCGGAAAAGUUGCCUGAUCUGGAGAAGGGGGUCUGUGAGCUGCUCCUACCAAAGUUGUCAAAGAAGGACCGCGGUGAAUAUAAGGCAACCUUGAAAGACGAGAGAGGUCAAGAUGUGUCUAUCCUUGAGAUAGCUGACAAAGUGUACGAGGAUAUGAUUUUGGCCAUCAGUAGAGUCUGUGGAGCCUCUGCUUCUCCACUGAAGGUAGUCUGCACCACAGAAGAAAUAAGACUUCAGUGUUUCAUGAAAUAUUUCAGCGAAGAAAUGAAAGUGAACUGGUACCACAACAAUGCUAAGAUUGCAUCGAGUGAGCACAUGAGGGUUGGCGGGAGUGAGGAGAUGGCCUGGCUGCGUAUCUGGGAGCCCACCGAGAAGGAUAAAGGGAAGUACACCUUCGAGAUUUUUGACGGCAAAAAUAACCAUCAACGGUCCCUCGACCUGUCUGCUUUUGAUGAAGCAUUUGCCGAAUUCCAGCGGCUCAAGUCAGCUGCUUUUGCAGAGAAAAAUUGCGGCAAGGUGCUCGGCGGCUUACCCGACGUGGUGACCAUAAUGGAGGGAAAGACCUUGAACCUGGCCUGCACGGUGUUCGGGAACCCGGACCCGGACGUGGUGUGGUUCAAGAACGACAGGGUCAUCGAGCUGAGCGACCACUUCUUGGUCAAGGUGGAGCAGUCCAAGUAUGUCUCCGUGACCAUCAAGGGUGUGACCUCCGAGGACUCGGGCAAGUACAGCAUGCACGUCAAGAACAAGUACGGGGGCGAGAAGAUCGACGUGACGGUCAGCGUGUACAAGCACGGGGAGCAGAUCCCCGACGUGGUGCUGCCCCAGCAGGCCAAGCCCAAGCUCAUCGCCGCAUCCACGCCCUCGACCACCCAGUGAGGGGCGGCCAAGGAGCCAGACGGCGCGGGUGCUUGUUCCCAGCAGGUGACAAGGGCCCACAACAUCCAGCGUGGCUUGAUAGUCAAUCGUGCGUUACGGUUUUAGUCUUAGUCUUCGUGUUUGGUGAUUAGGGGUUUCUGUCCUUCUAAGCGGAAACACGCAUGUUUUCCGGGAGGCUGCACCGCUGUGUCUGCAGGCGCUGGGCGGGGUGGGUUGGAGGUGAGCUGACAUUGCACUGGGGUCGUGCCCUCUAGUGCCCUCAGGCCUAGGGGCUCUGAAAUGCUGGUGGGACAGCGUGUGUGCCUCCGUACUCCCAGCUCUCUCUUGCUUCAGGUGAAUAAAACUUUCA
This is a messenger RNA of Eubalaena glacialis (North Atlantic right whale), 4768 nucleotides long. It is a transcript of the gene MYOM2, whose product is annotated as myomesin 2. Gene Ontology annotation, molecular function: protein binding. The transcript is spliced from 36 exons. The record is from RefSeq and is a predicted model, not a curated record. The coding region runs from base 1 to 4419 and encodes 1472 amino acids. Lineage: Eukaryota; Metazoa; Chordata; Mammalia; Artiodactyla; Balaenidae.